AUGAACAUGAGUGGAGAGUUGAAGUCAAGCCGCUCCCGGGCAGCAAGUAAGAGAGCCAACAGCAGCAUUUAUGGAUCUGAGCUCGACCUGGACUACGACAGCUAUCACGAUGACUACUAUGACAGGGUGUAUGACUACCAGCGUGUGCCAGCUUCCAACUCUCCUCUACCUCUGGGACCCAGCCUGGCCAAGAGAUCCCGUUCCACCUCUUACUCCGCGGGGCACAGACGAGGCCGAGAGAGAACUCACUCCAAAAGCUCCAGAGCCCACUCCACCAGUUCAAACACAGCCAAGUUGGGGAUGGAGGAGUUGCAGGUGAUUAAAAAGGAGCUGACUCUGAUAAAGACACAGAUCGAUGGGCUGCUUGACAGUCUUGACAGGAUGGACACACAGAGGAAUGACCAUAAAGGGUCUCCCCUGAGAGAGGAGAGUCCAGUCGGCUCACCGUAUGCCGUGUCCGCAAGCAGCCCCGAGCAAUCCCUCUGUUCCCUUUCCCCACCCACCGCCCGCCACAGGAUCCACAGGGAGAGUCCCGACCUGAGGGUGCACGAUGACGACCAGCACACGAUGAGCAACCACAGCUCUGACCCUGAAGAGGAAAUAUGAGGGAGAAAUAUGAGAAAGCGUCGAAGAUUUGGAUCAAGUGCCAAACAUGGAGGAAGAGAAUAUGAACCUUCACCAAACACCAGAGAGCUUCACGUAGUCUGGGCAUAUCACAUCACAUUUACUUUUGUCACAUGAGCUUGGUUUCUCUCAGAUACACUAAUGCAGCUUACUCGUAAACACCAAACAAAGAUAAAUCGAACUGACAGGAAUUUGUCAGGUUGGCUUGAGAUAUUGAGAAGAAGAUACAUUUUAUCCACACAGCAAUUCUUAAGAACAACUGGAAGCAAUGUGAUGAGUUUUACCUCCCUACUUUAACUUAAUCUAUUUCUCUGUCUGAAAGAGUGGAUUUGCACGAACAGCAAUUUUCCACAAUGGAUUAAAAUGUCCCAGUGUAAAAGUAAAAAUGUUCAGCGCUUUAAAGUCUGCUAUAAUUUAACGUUUGAGUUUGCUUUGUUGUUUUUGUUUAGUUUUUUUCCAGAAAACAAGAACAACUAAGAACAAAUCUCAGCAAUACACUUUGCACACUGUGAGCGUUUUUGCCUGGGAAAAAAAAAAAAAAUUAAUACACUAUUGACAGAAAAUGUAUUUCAUCUUGUUUUGUUGAUGGAUAUAAUAUAGACACAUGGACUUUUUGUUGAGGAUAUAAAACAUCAUAGUUUGAAGCACAUACUAAACUAAAUUUAAAUAGCAAAUGUUCCCCAUGCUGUUUUCCACAUUGCCAUGGCGAUGCAUUCUGUAAUGGUUACGGGCCCUGGAAAGCAAAACAAUGGGUUCCUGACCAAAAUGUUACUAUGUGGAAAUUUGGGAGUAAGUUUAAUGUCACUGGAGAUCUUUAAAUUACCUUUGCUGAAUUAUGUCUUUCCUGCAAAAAGAAAAAUCUAUAAUGAGUCAUUAACAUUUUUUUAAUCCUCGGAAGUGACAUUCCUUAAAAAAAAAAAAAAAGAGUCUUUCUUUUUUUUUUACAUCGAGUUCAAGUCUUAUCAUUUAAAAUCCUUCCAAUUUAAUUUACUCAAUGAAUAAUUGCAGUCAUUUGCAGAAUGUGGUCAUGCUGGAAUAAUAUGCAUAUGUCCAUAAAAGUAAAAAUCCACUGUUUCUUAAAGGAAUCUCAAAUGAAAUAUUUGGGAGUUUUUUUUAAAGAAAUUGUGAGCCUCAAAGAGUUAGGAAUUUAUCUGAGGAGUCCUUCAGGUGAGAAAAAUGUUUCCUGUUUUUAGAUUAGACAUUAGAGUAAUGUGACAAUUCUCUUCUUCUAUGUUUUUGCACUGGAAGAUGUGCAAAGGCCCAGGUCAGUGUGUAAUAUUGCGUAUUAUUGUAUACUUUACUGUAAUUGUUUAGCUGUCUGAUUUAAGAUUGCUUUAGUACUUCUCAUUUGUUAAUUUUUUUACAGGAGAGUAAUGUUGUAAUUAUAUAAUUCCUAUGGUGUUGCGGGUUCCUGUUUGCAUUGUCAAGAUAAGCCAAGUGAAAAUACUCAUUGUCUCUGUAGUAAAGUAUUUUCAUAUUGAGCAUAAAGCUGAUAUUGUUGGGUUUUUAUUAUAAAAGGAGGAGACAAAAAGAGGAUAAGAGUGGAAGUGAUGGGUCUUCCUGUGAAGGAUACAUACUUGUUUUGUAACGAUGAUGAUAAUAACAAUAAUAAUUGCAAAAAUUCAACAGACUAGGAAAACUAUUAAAAUAAAACCCUUAUCUCAAUUCAAUUGUAUGAAUUAUAUGAGUAAAGGAACUUGAGGAAGCUGACAAAAUAUUGCCUAGUCAAAGUGUGGCCUUCUUACAAGAAUAAGAACAAAAAUAAACGUUUAAUAAAGAAGUAUGUACUUUUUACAGGCACUCACCCUUCUGGUUUAUGUCAGUGGGGCUAAUCUCACAUUGUUAUUAAAAAAGGAGGGACAUCACUUUCAGUUACCUGCAGCAAAGGGCACAUCUAGAAGGUAAUUAGCUCCAAACUGGAAAUACAGUUAACUGUCUCAUGACUAAUUCUAUUGGUUGCCUGAUUUAUUUAUUUUUUGCUGCAGAAUUGAACAGCAAGUUUGUCCUUCUGCCCCAUUUUCCAAUACAUUUUUAACUCUGAGUCUGUAUAUGGCAGACAUUCAUUAUAAUUUUGUGUCGUUCACUGUGCAAAGACAGUAAACAGAGGGGGAAAAAGACAGAAACAGAACAAAAAGUACUUUUUUUUUUACAUCUGAAAAAUCUGUUUAAUCAGAUAUACCUGAUAUCAGCCCGCAGAAGACUACACCACAAUAAUUUUGACUUAUCACACGG
Molecule: messenger RNA, 2856 nt
Organism: Menidia menidia (Atlantic silverside)
Lineage: Eukaryota; Metazoa; Chordata; Actinopteri; Atheriniformes; Atherinopsidae
Source: the annotation of a GenBank genome assembly